This is a messenger RNA of Morchella importuna, 1530 nucleotides long. RefSeq lists its product as uncharacterized. Gene Ontology annotation, biological process: transmembrane transport. The record is from RefSeq and is a predicted model, not a curated record. The coding region runs from base 1 to 1530 and encodes 509 amino acids. Gene Ontology annotation, cellular component: membrane. NCBI's taxonomy places the organism in Eukaryota, Fungi, Ascomycota, Pezizomycetes, Pezizales, Morchellaceae. Gene Ontology annotation, molecular function: myo-inositol:proton symporter activity. The transcript has 5 exons.
AUGUCUCAAUAUUCUCGCCUCGAUACCGACGAUGACCCACAGUCACUCAGUACCCAGCCUUUGAUAGCGAAUCCAGAUGUCCUUUCCGAUCCCACGGAAAACGUGGACAGUCCCGAAGAUGGGGCUAUGACAGGCUGGAUAUGGCUCCUCACCUUGACAGCUGGUAUAAGUGGUCUGCUGUUCGGCUAUGAUACAGCUUCCAUAUCGGCUGCACUACUGCACCUUGGCCCGUCGCUCUCCACGCCGGAGAAGCCUGUAACAACGUGGGAUAAGUCCCUGAUAACGUCCUCCACAUCACUCGGUGCAUUAGUAGGUGGCUUGUUUGCUGGAUUGCUGGCAGAUCGCAUUGGGCGGAGAGGGGUCAUCUGGGUUGCAGAUGUUCUGUUCAUUCUUGGUGCCCUAUGGCAGGCUCUCGCCGGGAGUGUGGGCAGCAUGGUGAUAGGUCGGGCUGUGGUGGGCUUGGGUGUUGGUGUUGGAAGUCUGAUUGUGCCGCUAUACAUCUCCGAGCUAUCCCCUCCAUCCCACCGAGGUCGCCUGGUCGUUAUUAAUGUUUUGUUUAUCACGUUCGGGCAGCUGAUUGCUUAUGCUGUUGGUCUCAUCCUUUCCCCUCCAACGCUCUCUCAAGACCUUAGCUGGAGGUUUAUACUUGGACUCGGUGGUGUCCCUGCAUGCUUCCAGUUCGUGUUUAUGUUUUUCAUGCCAGAGACGCCGCGGUGGCUAGUGCAGCACUCUCGUCGCGAUGAAGCUGCAAGAGUUGUACGGAAGGUCUAUGGCGACCUCUCUGAAACGUCAGUUGAGAAAGUCCUCGGUGGUAUCGAACAGGGUGUUGAGACUGUGUCAAAAGAUCCCUUCAUGGCCAAGCUCAGAGCGAUCUUUGCAGUUGGGGCCAAUCGGCGUGCUCUGGCAAUAAGUUGCUUGCUCCAAGGCCUUCAACAGGCCUGCGGGUUCAAUUCUCUCAUGUACUACUCUGCCACUAUAUUUUCCCUAGUGGGGUUCAAGAACCCUACCGCUACUGCUAUGGUCGUUGCUGGAACAAAUCUGGUGUUUACUGCGUUGGCCUUCACAUUGAUUGACCGUAUCGGGAGGAGAAGGAUCUUACUUUGGUCGAUCCCGGGUAUGAUAGUGGGGCUAUUAUUGUGUGCGAUAGCUUUCCACCAUCUGCCAAUUCUGACCACCACUGCUUCAGAACCUUCACCUUCCAUAUGGACCCCACUACUUAUUAUAUUUAUGAUGACGUAUGUGGCAGCUUAUGCAAUCGGUGUCGGUGCUAUCCCGUGGGUCGUACAAUCCGAGUUCUUCCCUAUGCGUGUCAGAGGGCUCGGAACUGGUAUGGCUACAGCUACAAAUUGGGUGCUCAACUUUGUCGUUGGGGCAACUUUCCUUCCUGCUGUAGAAUGGAUGUGGGGCGGAGCUGAGGGGCUGUUUGUCGUUUAUGCACUUAGGAACAAAAAUGGGGGAAGGAGAAGACGAUAUUUGAAAGUUGAUGAAGGGCUUGUCAAGAUGUUUCCUACAACAGCAAUUAGUAUUUGA